ACAUGGGGUGUAACGCUAAUCUGUCUUGCGUGUGCCAACUUCUAAUAGGUCUCAUAUUAUAAUAAGCUCAAAUAAGGUCCCUCCCUUCUGACUUUGAAUAUGAAGCAACCACUUUAUUUAUAUUUUUCUUUUAUGUGAAAUACGAAAUAAUAGAGUUUAAGCGGAGGCAGGACCAUGUCGUAGUGUCGCUUUGGUUUCCCAUAGAUGGCACGUCAGAGUCCCACCCCUAAGUCAACUCAGUCGGUGCCUCCGUCACAUUCCUGUAGCUGCGGGUUGUAGUCAUAUGAACAGCGUCAGCGGACCAACAAGAAAGCUGCCUGAACAAUAACACUACAUCAGAGCAAAUGAGUCGCCCAACAGGCCUCCUCUUCACUUGAUAAAGUAACCACUGUGAGUAUCGUCUCUUGUUCACACGCAUGUCCUCAAGUGUGCUGUUGGAAUAUAUUAAAUUAGAUUGCUAGUCAAAUCAUCUUGUUUAAUUCAGUUGUCUGUUUGACUCUGACCUCUUCCUGUACUGUCAGUGCGAAAGUAUUGUAGCAAAAUGACAAUGCUUUUGGCGAAGGAAGUUUCACAACUUACCAGGAAGUUAAUUGCAGAUGUAGCAAAUGCAUGUGCUUGUAACGCAGACAAACGCAUGCAUUUGUGAAAUACAGGUGUUUUUUCCAUGUUGUGUGUUGUCCUUUUUAAUCCUCGUUUGAAUAUAAAUAACGUGACAUUACUGUGGUCAAGUUGGUAAAUGGUAUUUCACCAUGAAGAGGAAAUGAAUAACAAAUAUUUUCCAACGCCAGUGCCACUUGUUUAACUAGAAACACCUGUCACAAAGACCCAGGCUGGAGGAGGUAAACUAUAGAUGUGACCAAAUCUCUGUUUCAACAUAUAACAUAGCUGGAUGCACAGUGGCUGUUAAGUAAUGAUAUGUGACCGUGAUGGAAUAGUCUCUACUUGCGACCACUUUAAUUUCUCUUUUGUAUAAAUGUGCAGAUUUGGCACUCGGCCACACAAAAAACUCCAUGGUGGGGUUUUCCCAUGCUUAACCUGUAUGCAUGGGGACAGAAACGUAAUAUGCAGGCUUUGUUGUAGUCUAAUAAUAAACCUAUGUGUAGGACAUUGUUAAAAAACAUUGUGAGGGAAAAGAUUGAAAGAAAGUUGCAUGUGUUCAUUUCUGUCAUUUAUUUUUGGUUUGCAUGAUCAGGGCUUGAUUUGUGUGCAGUCUUGAACUGACUCAUCCAACACUCAUACUGCCAUCCUCAGAAGGCAGUCUUCCAAACCAGUGCCCCCUGAAUGCAAACCUGCAUAUGUGCCACCACCAUGCCUGGGUUAAACCAGUCAAUAUGUCCAGGCCAGCAGAAUCAUCUCAGCGAACCAACAACUUAGUUUUAUACUGGUCAUCAUCACAACCAGGGCCGGACCCGCCUUGUUUAGCAGCAUUCAUCUUGUAUGAUUGUUGAAAUCGGAGAGUGCCCAUCCUUUCCACACUGGACUACGUUCCCCAUCUCCACACUGGACUACGUUCCCCAUCUCCUCCCGACUUCAUCUUCCAGGCUCCAUCGGAUCAUUAAAGAGGCGGUUGCUAAGAGAUGACGGGCGGUGACAUCGUUGAGAGCCCCUGAUGUUGAGCAGCCUGAAGCUCCGCUCCUGGUUCACGCCACCUAGCUGCCGUGUGACAGAGCUCCGGGGACGAGGGGGGGGGGGGCCCACUCACCUUCAGACCAUGGCCGCCUGUAUCAAAACCAGUGCAGCCGCCAGCAACAGCACCAACACCACUACCGCCACCACUGCCACCACCCACACCGCUGUGGGGGGGACCGCAGAGCCCACCCCGGUGAGCGUGGAAGAACCAGCAUUCAGGAAUGGGGACGCGGCUUCCCCCAGCACCAGCACCAGUACCAUCAUGGAGAAGACCCGGGAGCUGUUCCAGAUGUGUGAUGUGGAGGGAAAGGGCUUCGUCACCCGGCGGGACUUGCAGCGGUUAAACAUGGAGGUGCCCCUCAACGCGGACGAGCUGGAGAAGGUGUUCGACACCCUGGACACUGACGGAAACGGCUACCUCACACUCAACGAGUUUUCUUCUGGCUUCAGUGAGUUCCUGUGUUCCCAGAGGAGCUCAGUGACGGAGGAGGCUAGGAGGCCGAGCAAAGGCAGGUCAGAAGCCAUGUCCCAGAGCCAGUGGGAGACCAAGCUGGUGGCCAGCGAGGAUGAGGAGGAGAAACACUUCUGCAUGCUCAUGGAGUCUCUGGGGGCAAGCAAUGUGUUUGAAGAUCCCAGUGAGGUGCGCAGUCUGUGGGCUCAGCUGAGUCGGGACGAGCCCCACCUCCUCUCUAACUUCGAGGAGUUCCUGGCCCGGGUGACCGUGCAGAUCAAGGACGCCAACCAGGAGAAGAGGGAGAUGGAGAGCGCCAUGAGAAGGAAAGCGGCCACACACGACGACGAGAUCCAGUCCUUGUAUGAGGAGAUGGAGCAGCAGAUUAAAGAUGAAAAGGACCGUAUCCUCCUGCAGGAUUCCGAGCAGUUCCUGACUCGCAGCCAAGACCUGGCGGUCCAGCUGUCCAGCAAGGAGAGCGAGCUGGACCAGCUGUUCCAGAAGCAGAGCAGGUUGGAGCGGCAGUGCACGGAGCUGCACAGCGAGCAGCACGUGACCAAAGAGGAGAACGUGAAGCUGAGGCAGACCAACGAGGAGCUAGUGUCGGAGCUGGACCUCACCAACCAGGAGCUGGCGCUGGCCCAGGAACAGCUGGGCCAACUGCAGGAGCAGUCCUCACGCCUCCAGCAGCAGAAGGAGAUGGAGAUGUACAGGAUCACUGAGGGUCUGCAGAGGGAGCAGGCCAGCCUGAUUAAACAACUGGACCUGCUGAGGGAAAUGAACAAACACCUUCGGGAUGAACGUGACAUGUGCUACCUGACACCAAAGAACUCUGUGCCAAACCAAAAUUGCAGCCAGAUGCCGUUUUUAAAUACUGUGAAUCCUACAACAAAGCGGUUAAGCGAGGAGGUCAGAGGGAUCCCCCGCGCAGCCAAGGACGCCCCCCCAGCCAGCAGGCCCGCGCCCCUGUGGACCCCCAGCCAGGGGGAGGCUGCGGAGGGCCGGACGGGGGGGCGCUCCAGAGGACACCUCCAGAGGAUCAUCUCCAUUGAGGAGGACCCCCUGCCCCAGCUGCUGCAGGCCCCUCCCCCGCUGCAGACCUGGAGCCGGGUGGAGGAGGAGGUGGAGGAGGUGGAGGAGGGCAUGGACUUGGUGAUGAGCGAUAUCCGCUCCCCCGCGCCCCAGGCAGCACGGGACAAAGACGCGCCCACCUCCCCCCGAGGUCAGCCGGUGGGCAAGGAGACCAGCUUUAAGGAGGAAGCGGCAAUUUUGCCCCCUGACCGCCUCUUCAAGAUCAUUCUAGUGGGGAACUCCAGCGUUGGGAAGACCUCCCUCCUGAAGCGCUUUUGUGACGACUGCUUCCACCCCGGCACCUCGGCUACUGUGGGCGUGGACUACAGUGUGAAGACAAUACUGGUGGACAACAGCCAGGUGGCGCUGCAGAUGUGGGACACGGCAGGGCAGGAGAGGUACCGCAGCAUCACCAAGCAGUUCUUCCGCAAGGCCGACGGCGUGGUGGUUAUGUACGACAUCACGUCUGAGCUCACUUUCACCGGCGUGAGGCAGUGGUUGACCAGUGUGCAGGAAGAUGCAGAUGAGGAAAUCCCUGUAAUGAUCCUGGGGAACAAAACAGACAAGGAGAGGGAGAGGCAGGUCCAAACUGCAGCGGGGGAGAGACUAGCUAAGGACGGCCAGUUCAUUUUCUAUGAAUGCAGCGCGUGCUCGGGACACAAUGUGAUGGAAUCCAUGGUGCAUAUGGCGAGGAUACUGAAGGAACAAGAGGACAGAGCCAAGGAGAAGACGGUCCUUCUGGCGCACAGCCCCUCACAGAAGACGCGUGCGUGCUGCUGACCACACACGCAUGCACACGCACACACGGUGAAGUCCGUCUCUGGAUGUAGUAGACUUUGCAUGGACUUUUAGACUGCAAACUCUGUUCUCCCACUCCCUUUACUGUCAGCUCACAGACCCAAUGGUUCAGUCGCACAUUCAAGAGCAUAUUUUAAAGAUAUUUUAUUAAAAAUAUAUAAAUGGUUACGUGUAAACAGUAAAAAAUAGAUUAAAAUUGUAUUUUUGUAGUAGUGUUGUACAUAACCCGAUGUUAUUACUGAUGUUCUAUUGUUGGAUAUGUUGUCAGUGUUAUUUAUCAAAGAUUUUGUGCCAGUCAUUGUAUUGAUUCUAUUGGCCACCACACGUAUUUAUUUAUCAUCAAUGUAUCUUUAGCAGGCCCAAGAUAUGAAUGAUUAGAGGACUGAUGGAAAGACCAAGGAUGUACAAUGGGUUUUACUGUUUGGCAUUGGACUAUUGUCACGCUGCACUUUGAAAUGGUUAAUAGCAGAAAUCAUAGUAACAAUACAAUCACUUUAAUUUCAUAGCACCUUUCAUUACAAUUCACAAAGUGCUUCACAUUAACACAUGGCAAUGACAGUAUAAUGUAAUGAAAGAAUGGUGAUCAUAGGAAAACUGAAUAACAAAUAUGGGCUUAACUGAGUGCCUCAUUAACCUACUGUAGCGUCAUCGUGUUCAUGUGGAAUCAUUGUUUAUUCAUGUUAAUUGUGGAAUUUUGAACGGCUCAUUCAACCAAUUAUCCUAAUGUUUACAUUCCCCAUUACAUUCUUAUAGCCUUCUGACUAUGUGGCCAUCGAGAUUCACCAGCAUUUCGCAUCAUUAGGGGAACUUGUUUUGUCUGCUUAAUGCUUGAAUGGCUCACGAUUCAGACUUGUACUUCUAAUCAGCGCAGGGUGUUCUCGACAUGUUGUGAGGCACAUAACCCUGACAUUUGGUCUAAAUAAAGUGUUGAGCGGGACAAUGGGCAGAUCUGUCCCAGAGGUCUUUAUUGGUGAACUGGAUCGAUGUCUAGGUGAUUUACUGGAGGAGGUAGCGUUCCAAGCACCACCUUGUUAAAGACCUUUCUGAGAGCAGGCGAACAACAUCACCAUCUUUGAAGAUCAAGGAUCAACACUCAUGAGACCCCAUUGGAACAUGUCUCCACACGUAUAAAUUUUUUUUAAGUUAACCAGCCAAAACACUCCAAUCCUGACUCAAUUAUGAAUGCAACUAAUUAGAUAUGUAAGCAAAAUAGACACCCAUUGCUGGCUGUUAAAUCCUCUCAGAAAGGACCCGUUGGAUGCAUUUGAGAACAGUGCAAAAAUUCUGGCCAAACCCUGGGCUGACCUGCAGUAUUGUGCAAUAUAGUGAUACCAGAUAAAUUAUACCAAUAGUUCAAAGGUCCGUCUAUGGGACUGGAAACAAAACGUCUGGAAAAAAAGUCAAGGCAUUUAAAAUAUGUACGCUAUCAGAAUCGAUUGCAGAGUGAGUAGAACACCGUGUUCGGAGUGCUGUCAGAGCAGUGAGCACCCAUCUUAUCAUAAAGCACACAGCACUGAAACAAGGACUCACGGCAGAGACACAUCAACUGUUACAUG
This is a messenger RNA of Gadus chalcogrammus (walleye pollock), 5505 nucleotides long. RefSeq names its product calcium release activated channel regulator 2Aa (gene cracr2aa). The transcript has 19 exons. Lineage: Eukaryota; Metazoa; Chordata; Actinopteri; Gadiformes; Gadidae. Bases 1610 to 3931 code for a protein of 773 amino acids. Gene Ontology annotation, molecular function: calcium ion binding; GTP binding; GTPase activity. The record is from RefSeq and is a predicted model, not a curated record.